GCAUCCACACCGCUGCUGAGCUGAAGCUGAGCCCCACACAUCACUGAAGAAGAUGCCAACGCCCAUAGUAUCAGCUGUGGGUCAGAUGCCACUUGUUGAGUGAUGGCAGCAGUUGCUGAAGUGGGCAGGUUGGAAAGCCACCCAGCUAGAAACAGGCUCAAUAGAAGGCAGAAGAGAUACUUGAAUCCAGGUAGAUCUGUGGUAGAAUCCUGCUAUGGCUUCUCGUCAGUCUCUGAUGCCUUGGCCAGAACCAAAGCCUGGAGACCUGAUUGAGAUUUUCCGUCCUAUAUACAGACAUUGGGCCGUCUAUGUCGGUGAUGGAUAUGUGAUCCACCUGGCUCCCCCAAGUGAAAUUGCAGGAGCUGGGGCAGCCAGCAUCAUGUCUGCUUUGACUGACAAGGCCAUAGUGAAGAAAGAACUGCUGUGUGAUGUGGCCGGGAAGGACAAGUACCAGGUCAACAACAAACAUGACGGUGAAUAUACCCCACUGCCUGCAUAUAAGAUCGUUAAGCGUGCCGAGGAGAUGGUGGGAAAGGAGGUGCUCUACAAGCUGACCAGUGAGAACUGUGAGCACUUUGUGAACGAACUCCGUUAUGGAGUUUCCCGCAGUGACCAGGUCACAGAUGCCAUCAAAGUGGCAGGCAUUACUGGAGUGUGCUUGGCAACCGUGGGCCUCAUUGGAAUCAUGUGUUCCAGAAACAAGAAACAGAAGCAAUGAGUUGAAUGACUAUCCAGCCUUACGGGCUCUUCUUUUGCUAGAGGGUUUGAAGUUUGAUUCAUAGAUUCUACUGUUUUAUAAUUAGGCUUAUUUUCACAGCAUACAAUAAAGCACAAGCAGGGGAUUUUGCCGGAA
Molecule: messenger RNA, 853 nt
Organism: Alexandromys fortis (reed vole)
Lineage: Eukaryota; Metazoa; Chordata; Mammalia; Rodentia; Cricetidae
Product: phospholipase A and acyltransferase 3
Exons: 6
Coding region: 215-718 (167 amino acids)
Biological process (GO): N-acylphosphatidylethanolamine metabolic process
Cellular component (GO): cytoplasm
Molecular function (GO): A2-type glycerophospholipase activity; glycerophospholipid phospholipase A1 activity
Source: RefSeq, a predicted model, not a curated record